Molecule: messenger RNA, 4812 nt
Organism: Nematostella vectensis (starlet sea anemone)
Lineage: Eukaryota; Metazoa; Cnidaria; Anthozoa; Actiniaria; Edwardsiidae
Product: WD repeat-containing protein 11
Exons: 25
Coding region: 98-3850 (1250 amino acids)
Cellular component (GO): cytoplasm
Molecular function (GO): protein binding
Source: RefSeq, a predicted model, not a curated record
AGCGGUCGUCCCCUUAAGGAAGAAGGCGGAGGUAAAUAUGGCGACACAUAAACCUGAUCUUGUGUGCGAUAGAUAGCUCGACUGAUUUGUACGGAAAAUGAAACUGUCUCCGAGGGUUAUCCCAGGGGCGCUACAUGCACAAAAUAAAGGGGCCUGUGAUUGGGGCUGGCAGUCCGUGGUAGCAUAUGGUUGUCAUAACCAUGUUGUGGUUUUUGACCCCAAGUCAAUGCAGGUUAUCCAGGUUCUUGACCUGCAUGUGGCUCCUUGCACAAGGGUAAAAUGGGGAAGAGAGAAUUAUCACCAUGACUUUGCAUCGCCGUACACCCUUAGACUAGCGUCAGGGGAUGCUUCUGGUAGGAUCAUUGUGUGGGAUAUCGCACAAGGGCAGGCAGUGGCUGACUUCAUAGACAGCCCCAGUAAGACAAUCCUAGACUUGGAGUGGCUUGGGGCCCAGGAUGCCUGUCACGACCUUCUGGUGGCAUUACAUGCUCCUUCAUCCAUGAUAUUGUGGAAUGCCGACACUGGCACCAAACUGUGGAAAAAGACCUUUCAAGAGAAUCUCAUUUGCUUUGCAUUUGAUCCUUUUUCUCCAUCAAAUGUCACAUUAAUGUGUCAGGACUGGAUCCUUUUCAUUGAUGACUUCUCCAUCAACAAAGCUCCAGAAAGUAAUGGCCGCAGAUUUUACCUCACAAGUUCUGGCACUGCCUCACCAAGUAACAGUGGUAUUGUUGGUGGCAGUGGUCAGGUGUCUAGUAGGACUAGCACCCCACGCUCGGCACUGGCCAGGGUCAGGUUAUGGGCUGCUGGUGAACCAAGGAGCAGGCCUGGCGAAGAAAGCGUAGCCCUAAGCGAGUGUCUACAACUUUCUUAUCUGCCUUCCUCCUGCCACAACCUGCUUGCUCUCUUCCCUCGUGAAGUCAUGAUCCUCGACAUGGAGAUAAACCAAGCAAUCUGCUCCUUCAGUCUUGAGCGCAACAGUCCCCCCUUCCUGCAGGUCAUCCCUUGCCGCCAGAGAGAUGUCCUCAUGUGCCUGCACGAAAAUGGCAGCAUCAUCAUGCGUGCUCGCCGACGAGUAACACAAAAUCCAUACUUCAAUGAACCAAACUAUGACAAUACUGACUCCAACAUCUCAGUAGAUAUUAUCUAUGAGACAAAAUGUCAGUCAGAUGCACUUCGCCUCAGCAAAUCCAGCCGCAUUUUUGGCUUUGUUUGUGACCCAAUCAGUGAACGCACCAUAACGAUGGUAAUCAGCGAUGGUCGAGUAGUGAUCUGGAAUCUGAAAGCAAAUAAGUUCCAGACGCCAGACACAGACUUUAUGUCAGAAGAAGCUUUUAAGGCAUCCAUUCCUAUUGUCUCUGAGUUUAGCGAUGGUGUCCAAAGCCCAGUCUUGACUCUUGAGGAUAUGGUCCCACCUCUUAUGACGUCUGGGAAACCAUUGCCAUAUGCGAGCCACUUUAAGUUUCUUAUGUCUGGACUAUUGAGUAGUAUCAGUGCUCCACCCACGUGUGCUGUAAUGUGCCCUCCACUGACCACAAAGAAUUGGGCUUCAUACAAACCACUAGUGGCUAUUGGUAAUACCCAUGGCUGUAUCCAGGUAUUCAAUCUAUCGACAGGACUUUUAACCAAAGAGUACAGCAUUCACACAGGGCCUGUAAGAGGCAUCACCUGGACUGGACUCUCUGCUUUUAUUUCCUGGUCCCAGACAUCAGGAAUCUCGUCCAAAAAUGAAAUACAAAUGCUGGAUCUCAAAACUGGCCAUGCAAGCCAUCUAGCGAUUGGCAAGUCAGCUGAGGAAUCUACCAUAGAGGCUGUUAAGGUCUCUAACCUCAAACAGUACCUCUUCAUUGUUUUUAAAGACAAGCCAAUUCAGCUUUGGGACCUUAAAAACCUGACAGUACUGAAGGAGAUGCCAAAGAAUUUCCCUAGUAUUGUAUCUCUGGAAUGGUCUCCCUCUCACCACUCCAAGCAUUUGAAGAAGAAACAGGCCCAACAGAUGGAAGCAGCAGGGGCAACAGACAUUGCGGCAAACAUACUGAACCCAACCCAGGCAGAAGGCCAGCAGUCACAGACCUGGCUGAGGGAGCAUUUUGUCUGUGUGGAUGCGAAUGGUCUCCUCUACCAUUUCCUGGUGGAGGGAAGCACUGUCAAAGAUGGCUCCAAAGUCCAGUGUGAUAGCACACUUGGUAUCAUCACCACUAUGGCAUGGAAAGGGGACAUUCUUGUGCUAGCGGAUGGCGAUGGGAAUCUAAGUGUUUGGGAACUUAAGGCACGAAUAACAAGGCUGGUAAACACUCAUCGUGGUCAGAUCAAGAAGGUAAAGUUUGCGCCAGGGCGAGGGAACUUCAAGCUCGCUGUGCUGUUCAAUGAUGGCAUGGAUGUAUGGGACCUGCAUCAGAUUGAAUUACACAGCAGCUAUAAGAUCGGCAAAGAGGGCUCACCAUCUGUCGACAUGGACUGGUUGGCGUCCGACUUGCCGUAUGUCAUACAGUCCAGUGGUUGUCUUCAAGUGAUGGACUUGGAGCUGAAGACGUGCACAUCUUCUAUGAAUCAGAUGGACCAGCAUGACCCGAUCUGGUGCCCACACGUGAUGGAAUCCAAAUCAGCUCUCAUCAUGAAGACCAUCUUGCAGCACCAGCUUGGUCGUGAUAAGCAGUCCAUGGACAACAUCCAAGAUUUAGAGCUGAGCGACGAGUUGACGGGAUCGAUCCAGCGCCAGCUGAACCUUCUUCCUCCUGCAAUCGCCAGCUUCCUUGCCGUGAGUCCCCUGGGUACCGCUCAGAAGUGUCUUCUGGCUGCAAGACUGUUUGGUGAUGAAGCAGAGGCGGUCUUCUGGGACGUGGCCUUGCACUAUCUUCGCCGGGAGAAAGCAAGACUGUCUUGCAGUCAGCAUAAGGCCAAUCACAAGCCACCUCUUCUCGCACGUGAUCGCUCCAACUCCGACUUCUUCAACCCUGCAGAUGCCACCGCGAAAAUUCGCCGCUCAUUCAGCUCCAGGUCCCUGGACCUACUAUCGAUCGAUGACGACCUAGAUAUGACUGCCAAGGAGGAGAAUGGGGCUAGUGAUGAUUGCCGCUGUUAUCCUGUCUCCUUGGACAAUUGUUACGAGAUUCUGUGCGACACGGACGCAUUUCAGAAAGCUCAGUUGGACCGAACAGCACUCCACGACAGUAAGAGAUCCACUUAUGGGCAUACAAGGAAGUGCGCCGAGGCUCUUGUCCUGCUAGGACAGGCCGACCGUGCUGUUCAGUUGUUCCUGGAAACGGAUGCCACUAAUGAGAAUUACUAUGUAGACUCACUAAGGGCGUGCCUUGUGGCUACCAUCCGUUCCUCUGGGGCAUCACAGAGUACCAUCAAGCUAGUAGCUACAAAUCUCAUCGCAAGUGGCAAACUCACUGAGGGUAUCCAGUUGCUGUGUUUGAUUGACAAGGGGCUGGACGCCUGCCGUUACCUACAGACGUAUGGCGAGUGGCAGAGAUCCGCCUCCCUCGCUAAGGCCACGCUGAACUAUCCGGACUGUGCCGAGGUGAUGCGUCGAUGGAUUGAGCAUCUUUCUAGCACUCACACCAGUCAACAGAGUAAAGCAGUGUUGGUGUUACUAUCUCUGGGCAAGUUCCACAAGGCACUCGAGAUGUUACACAGCAUGAGGUAUUUUGACCGCGCCGCGCUGUUUGCCGAGGCGUGCCAUGACUUUGGUUUCUUCCUGAACCAGGACGAGUCGUCCAUUUCUCUAGUCGAGAAUGUGUACGCAGAGUACGCUCGCUAUCUUCAGGGCCUGGGGCUGAGGAAGGCCGCAUUGUAUUUCGGGAGCAAAGCAGGGGAUAAAGGGCGGCAGUUUUUAGAGGGGAUCUAAACCGUAUUGUGUCGCCAUAGAAGUCUGGCCGAGGAAGGCUGCUGCAUGUUGCAAGCAUGUAUUACAAGGAAUCUAUACCACACUGCUGUUGCCAUGGAGACUUGGUUCCAGGGUGGUUAUAAUAGCCACUCGUCUAGAAAAGAAAACAAUUUAAUACCGUUUCAGCAAAACGUUGGUGGUGGUUUGUGGUGUCUAAGUCUCCCCAUCCCCUUUAUGGUGCCAACUUCAACUCACCGCAAAAAGAGAUGGUGGGAUCUAUAACAUUACGUCCAUAGUUCUAUACUCCAUCCCUCAGGAUUAAUUCAUAAUAAUGAUAUUGACCUUGUAUGUUAGACAAAAUGUAAAAUGUUGUAUCUUGGGUAAUGACUACUACAUCGUGGACAACGACGGCAGAAAAGAAUGAAUUGAGAAUUCAAUAGCGGCACGCAAGCGUUUUGCCCGACACAUUUCAGCCGUUUUCCACCAACCCAGUACGAAAAACCCCAAAUUUCACGGUCAAUUGAGGACGCGGAUAUUCGCACUGUAAACUCUACCUACUUUCACUCUGUUGGAAUGUUAUCCUUAGUUUAUUUUCAUCUAUCUGAGUGGUUUUCAAAAACCCGUGCAACAAAAUGCAAUUGUUAAAGUGUAAUAGUCGAGCCAGAACAAAAAAGAAUAAAGGCAUUACAGGGUAUUAGUGCUAAAUAAACUAAAAAGUAUUUCACGGGUUUUUAAAAAACACCCCAAUGUGUUUUUAUAUUAUUACAUUGCUACUAGUUUUGUACUGGGCGUCGAGCGCGAGUGCAUUUUUUUCGAUUUCGUUGGCCCUGUCUAGUAUAAACGGCCAGCAAAGUCGACAACGUUUUUGUGUUCUUAUUUGUGAUGAUAUGUUUUGUUUCGGCUCUGGACUUGGUUUGUGUACCGGUAUAUUGCGUACUUAAUAAAUGUGAUAGAAAUAUAUAAUAAACAAGUGAUUGCAUAAA